CUUUCGGCGGGAAGCGCUAAUGGCGGCACCCGGGACGGGGAAGUUGCUUGAAGGAGGGAAAGAAGGCGGGAGCGCUGCUGAUGUCGCCUCUACUUCUACUUCUCCCGCCGGGAGCGGCCAUUAUGAAUUGCCCUGGGUUGAAAAAUACAGGCCAAUGAAGAUGUCGGAAAUUGUUGGCAAUGAAGACACUGUUAGCAGAUUAGAGGUGUUUGCAAGAGAAGGAAAUGUUCCAAAUAUUAUUAUUGCUGGCCCACCAGGAACCGGUAAAACCACCAGCAUCCUUUGUCUGGCUCGUGCACUUCUGGGCUGUGCAUUGAAAGAUGCCGUUUUGGAGCUCAACGCAUCAAAUGACAGGGGCAUUGAUGUCGUCAGGAACAAAAUCAAGAUGUUUGCACAACAAAAAGUGACACUUCCAAAAGGCCGACAUAAAAUAAUUAUCUUGGAUGAAGCAGACAGCAUGACAGAUGGAGCCCAGCAAGCCUUGAGACGCACUAUGGAAAUUUAUUCUAAAACGACUCGUUUUGCUCUGGCUUGCAAUGCUUCUGACAAAAUCAUAGAACCCAUCCAGUCUCGCUGUGCAGUUCUGCGAUACACUAAGCUAACAGAUGCCCAGAUUCUUAUGAGGCUAAUGAAAAUCAUUGCGAAGGAGAAUGUACAAUAUACAGAUGAUGGUCUAGAAGCCAUUAUCUUCACAGCCCAGGGAGACAUGAGGCAGGCACUAAACAACUUGCAAUCUACCCAUUCCGGAUUUGGUUUCAUCAAUAGUGAGAAUGUAUUUAAGGUGUGUGAUGAGCCCCAUCCAUUGUUGGUGAAGGAGAUGAUCGGCCAUUGUGUCAAUGCAAACGUCGAUGAAGCUUACAAGAUUCUUGCUCACUUAUGGAAGCUUGGUUACUCACCUGAAGACAUCAUCAGCAAUAUUUUCCGAGUCUGUAAAACAUUCCAAAUGGCAGAAUAUCUGAAGUUGGAGUUUAUUAAGGAAAUCGGUUAUACGCACAUGAAGAUAGUUGAAGGAGUAAAUUCGCUCCUACAAAUGGCAGGAUUGCUAGCCCGCCUCUGUCAGAAGACUGCUGCUCCUACCACAAGCUGAGAGGAUGGACGGCAAGUUGGCCAAUAAAGAGGAGAUUUUGCAAACUGACUAGCUUCUUUGCGCAACCAAAGUAUGAGUGCACGGCUUAGCAUAUAGUUGGUGGGUGCAAAUGCACUUGUCAAAGCUGUGGUUUCUCUUACGACUUGUGUUUUUUUACAGUUAAAUAAAACUUUAUUAUAAAAACUAUCAGCCAUAAACUUUGCUACACCAAUGGUAUUGCCUAGGAAUGUGAAUACAUUUUUCCCCUCUCAUGCUUUUAAGAAUCCGAAUAGUCUUCCUUUCUUAAAUUAUUCAGCCAAGAUUAUAUAGUAAUGCCUCUUUAAUAGCACUAGAUGGAACUGAAAAUUAAAAUACAUUUGGCACUAAAGUACUUAAGCAUUUCAGAGAUAUUCAGGCAAGAAAUUCAUUUGGUGAAAGCAAGAACAUGGAACCUAGAGCUGGGGAAUUACUGCUAGCAACUACCCUUGCUACUGGCCAGUUGAUUAGAGCUAAUCUUCAGCAAUAUUUGAAAGGUGGCUUGUCCUUCAUCUGAAGAUGUUCGAAUCCAUCAAGUUCCAGCUGACAGAAUGCUGGCGGGAGGAAAGGAUCUUCCAUAUUAGACCAAUAUUGACUUUAAUGCAGCAGACUACUGGAUGCAAGGCCAGCUAGAUUCUUCUGAGAAACCUGUGAGCAUAUUGUGUUGGGUAGUUGCUGUCCCACGAUUAUCACUUUUUCCAGGUAGACACUAUUACACGAUGUAUAGCUAUUUUGGAUAAUAAAUCUUCAGAAACGUGUACUUUGGUCAUCACCAUGGUCUAUUGUGGGGAACACAACAAUUUGAGAACAAUGACCCUUGAUUUUUCUCAAGCCACUACAAGAGAACAGUCUAACUCCUGGAAUGCUUGUUAAAUAAACUGCCCCAUGAUUUAGAAGCAAUCCUGAGUAUGUCCUUUUAUUCAUAAUGGUGACUAGCAAGACUAUGACCAAAAGGGCAUAUUAGGGAUCAUUGAUAAAUAAUGGGAUACUUCUUCAGCCAGCUGCUUUAGACAAAACCCAUUCAGGAUCUAUCUUUUAAGUUAUGCCCAGAUCACAUUUCUCUAAAUUGUUCAAAAUAUAGACAAAAUGCAGAUUAGGAACCAAACAAAGAGAAACUGAUGAUAGGAGAAUUGUGGAUAAUCAGUUGAGUAUGCUAUGUAUUAUACAUCUGCUAUGUUUCAAGGGCUGGAAACCUUUGCAAGAGGCUAGAUGAUUCCAAAAUCCCUUUGAGGUUGGUUUUUUU
Messenger RNA from Notechis scutatus (mainland tiger snake), 2345 nucleotides. It is a transcript of the gene RFC2, whose product is annotated as replication factor C subunit 2. Gene Ontology annotation, biological process: DNA-templated DNA replication; DNA repair. Gene Ontology annotation, cellular component: nucleus; DNA replication factor C complex. The record is from RefSeq and is a predicted model, not a curated record. Lineage: Eukaryota; Metazoa; Chordata; Lepidosauria; Squamata; Elapidae. Gene Ontology annotation, molecular function: ATP hydrolysis activity; ATP binding; DNA binding.